AGAACGGGAUAAUUUUGAAAUUUUCUUGGCACACACGCUUUUGGAAAAUUCUCUGAAUCUGAAUGGAGCUUCUCUUCCCUUCUACAAAAAUCUACCCCCGACCCGAUCCACCUUCUGUGCAAUUCAGUUCAAGAAUUCUUCCUUCCAACAAUGGGGACGAUAUACAGCUGCCGAGAGUGCUGCGCAAAUCUGAAUCUCCACGAAUCCACCCUCUUCCCGCCGGACUUCUACUUCGAGGCCGGCAACAAGAACACACUCUCCUUCUCCGCAAUCGAUUCCUCCAAAUUCAGGUUCGAGAAAGAAGACAAAAUCAGGCCCUUCUUCGAGACCCUUAAUUACUGGGGCAUCCAGAGGAAACGCACCAAGAUCAAGUGCAACACCUGCGGGAAGCUUGUGGGAUACAUUUACGACGACGGCCCGCCGUUGACCAAUGGCAUCGGGCAGUACGGGUUCGGGCCGAGCCAGGCCGUUCCUAGAAACCCUAGGUACAGAUUCAAGAUCAAGGCCCUGACUACUAACCCUCAGGCUUGAUUAUGAGUUUUUUUUUUUUUUUGGAGCUUUUUCGCAAUGUAGAUUUUAUUGUGUGCCUGUUGAUGAAAUUUGUGUUUACUUAUCUCUGAAUAGUUUCUGAUUGAAAUUUCUGUACACAAAGCAUAUAUGUGUGUGUGUCAUGACUGAAAUCUGUCCCUGCACUUCUAUCAGGGCAUGUUUCUUUCAUGUUUAUAAUAGGACCAAUUUGUACCAUUGUUUUAUAUUAGUUUGGUAGAGAUAAUCUAAAACAUUAGUCCAUCAACACUUGGUUUAUUUUUCUGUUUUUCAUCUCACUCUAGUAAAUUAAAGUGAAUAUGUGAUUAAGGGGUCGAUUUGGUGACUUAUUGUAAGCAUGGCAUGAAGUGCUUUGUGUUCGAACUUUUUGUGUAUUUGCAUUCCCAUUUAAUUUCAAGAACUCUCUAGAGUUGAUCUGGAACCAUUAUUUGUGCACCCUACCUUGCCCAUAUUUAUUUGAAUUUGGUUGAUUUAUUCCAAUCAACCAGAGUCACAGUUGGAAUAUAAAGGUAUUCUGAAACUAAAUAUUUUGUAAUUGUUCUUAAAGAAUUUGUCUUUGAGAUUUUGGAUUUAAAAACGUUCAUUGGAUUCACAACUUUUUUUACACAUGCAUUUAAAUAUGUUGCCUGCUCUAUGCGGGAAUGGAGUUUCUGAUUCGG
Messenger RNA from Andrographis paniculata, 1205 nucleotides. RefSeq lists its product as uncharacterized. NCBI's taxonomy places the organism in Eukaryota, Viridiplantae, Streptophyta, Magnoliopsida, Lamiales, Acanthaceae. Bases 151 to 531 code for a protein of 126 amino acids. The record is from RefSeq and is a predicted model, not a curated record. The transcript has a single exon.